This is a messenger RNA of Trachymyrmex septentrionalis, 464 nucleotides long. RefSeq lists its product as uncharacterized. The record is from RefSeq and is a predicted model, not a curated record. Bases 192 to 392 code for a protein of 66 amino acids. The transcript is spliced from 3 exons. Lineage: Eukaryota; Metazoa; Arthropoda; Insecta; Hymenoptera; Formicidae.
CAUCGACUUCACGCAUUGAUAAAAAAUUGAAGAAAUUGUUCAGGAAGAACUCGAAGAGGGAUCAUCCGGUAAUCAUUAAUCAAGAAAACGGAAUAGACUGGAAAGAAUUGGGGAAAAAACCCCCAAAAAAAUCCAGAGUCAAGACCUUCUUAAGCAUUCCUAUUUCACCGAAACAAAAGCCGAUUUCAAGAAUGAAGCUAACUGCGUUAAAAUUGAUGUCGUGCCUGUUUACAACAUUACUACUCGCAGUGAUCGCCUUCGGAUAUCCCGCCAGCAACAGUGAAGCAGCGAUCGAGAACAUGAGGCAGAUUCCACAAUGGCAUUGUCUCCGCUAUAGAAAGUUUGAUUUUGUCCGUCGCUGUCGGAAUUAUCGCUCAGGAAGAAGACACUGACAAAUGGACAUUCAAUAUGAUCCACGAUUGGCAAUACAUUAUGGCAAAUUUCGUCGUCGAAUCGUGCAAAAC